UACGAUUGCCGAUGAGCAAAAAUGCACCUGCACUUCAUCCACUGAUGGUCUGUCUGAAGCGAUCGUUUCUCGUGCGCUAGGUGGCACUUGUUGCGUUCCAAAGCAUCUGUGAGCUGGCGGUGGAGGAUUAUCAUUGAAUUAAACUUGAACUGUUAUUAUUUGUCCAUUCUUUUGAAACUUGCCUAUCACAAAAAUAAAUCGUGUUUUGCUUUAACGUUUUGCGCUAGUUUAGUAAAAAAAAAAAAAAAAAAAAACAUACAUCCGCUAAAGUUAACGUAGGCUGAAUUGCACGUGCUCGCACAACACGUAUAGCAAAACCGUGAACUUGAACUCCAAUCUAACGGUAUUUUCUCUUUGUGUUGAGGUAAAGAUAUUCUUUGUGUAUCUUGCACUGUUUUCUGUUGUCUUUCUGAGCAUGUUUUACAUUUCCAUACGAGUCCCGCCUCUGUGUUUAUAGCGCGCUCCCGGGCAGCCGAGCGCACAAAGUGAAGCAGACUUCGCUGAGGACUCCACCUGUUUCAAAAUGAACUACUGUGGCCACGAACACCCUCCCUGAAAAAGGAUGACAUCUAAAUGUCAGUCUUCAGAUGUCCUGCAACAAAACCUGACUGCUGGAACCAUGAUGUGGGACUCGAACCUCUCCAAAUCUUCACAGGACAGCGCGGGCAAGAGCGCCAGCUGUGGCACCGUGUCCGUGUUUUUUCCCAUCACUAUGAUGAUCACCGGAAUGGUCGGAAACACUCUCGCGAUGCUGCUAGUUUAUAGCGCAUACAGAAAAAAGGAAAAUAAAAGGAAGAAAUCGUUUCUCCUUUGCAUCGGCUCGUUGGCGUUAACUGAUCUUUUUGGCCAACUGCUCACAAGUCCGAUUGUCAUUUCGGUGUACAGAGCAGAUCUGAAAUGGAAACGCGUGGACCCUUCAGGGACUCUGUGCGCUUUCUUUGGGGUGUGCAUGACUACUUUUGGCUUGUGUCCUCUCUUUUUAGCCAGUGCCAUGGCCAUUGAGAGGGCUUUGGCCAUCACUGCUCCUCACUGGUACUCAAACUACAUGAAAACCAACGUGACCAAGCAGGUUCUGGUCAUCAUCUGGUGCCUGGUUUUACUAUUUGCUUUAUUGCCCAUUGCUGGGGUUGGAAAGUACACACUGCAGUGGCCAGGAACUUGGUGCUUCAUAAGUACAGGUGACAAGAACGUAACGGGAAAUACGUUUUUUGCCACGACAUUUGCAGCAUUGGGGAUAUUUUCCUUGCUGGUCACGUUGUCGUGUAAUGUUGUGACCAUCCGUGCUUUGGUUACACGUUGCAAAACGAAGGCAACCUCAACCCAGUCAUCCAGGCAAUGGGAGAGGUUAACAACAGAGACUGUUAUUCAGUUGAUGGGCAUUAUGUGUGUGCUGUUGACAUGCUGGUCACCUCUACUGAUCCUUAUGUUGAAGAUGAUCUCUACCCACACAUCGUCGCAUCAGUGCAGUUCUGCUGCUGUAUCUCUCUCACCCCAGGACUUACAGAUGGACUGUAACUUCUUUCUCACAGCCAUACGUCUGGCCUCACUUAAUCAGAUUCUAGAUCCAUGGGUUUACCUGCUUCUAAGAGAGAUACUCCUGAGGAAGUUCUGCCAGGUGGCCAGCGCAGUAUCCAAGUGCUCACUGAACGCACGGAAAGAAACUCCGUGUCCUCUAGACGCCCUAGAUAAAAAGGCCAUUCAUGAUGAUAAUGUUCACAAACAGUCCCUAACCAUGGAGAACAGUAACUUGAAUGGGGGAAAUGGGGAACAGUGACUUGAUAGUAGAAUAAUAAUGAACUGUCCAUUUUCCAGAUCUAUUUGUGGAUUAUUGUAUUGACAUAGGGCGAUGUCAGCAUGCUACCACGCAAACGCAUCAUUCAUGUCGCUGUCACAGUCAACACAUUGAAAGAGUUUUUAUUCAUGGUUAAUCAGCAACCUUUGAAAUUUAACAAAAUGGCAAGACCUUGAAAUAAUUACAUUAGCAGGGUUCCUCACUGUCACGGAAUCACUUGAAAGUAUGGUACAUGUUAACGAAUGGUUUUGUGGGAAUCCUGCAUAUACAACAGCAAUAUUAGCAAAUUAACAAAAGCAAAAUCAUAAACUGAUGUUUUCCAGCUCCUGUGGAGACUGAUUAUUUUAAACUAUAUAGCAAAAUCCUUUUAUUCACCUGCCAACUGCAAGAAGAAAUUGAAGGAAUAUUUCUUAGACUAACUUAUGGUCUGUUAUUUAACAUUUCAGAGCUGUUUAUAAUUCAGUAAAGCACUGAAUGGUCUCAAAUACUUUUCUCUAAACUCAUCCUCACGGCUUAAUUUAAAACCUUUUCAUAAACACUAAACUUCUCUAGACUAAUUGUGUGCAUUUCUCAAUGCCUAGUCUGCAGAGCCCAUUUUGAUGCUGAUAACUGUAACUGUGGGCACAUUUAAUUGAAUUCCAUUCUUGAAUUCUUCAGUUAGAUUCCUGAGUAAAUGUAAAAGUGCAAACUAAUUCAGUAGUUUGGUGAGAUACUUUCUGACCUUGGAACCGUCCACUCAGAGCGUUCAUUUUAAUAGCCAAAUUUUGACACACCAAGUGCCUCAAGGUGUUGUAUUUUUUUAUGUGCAACAUUUAUGAUAAUAUCAAUUGCCAUCAUAAACCAAAAUGCCUUUUUUUUAUUCUGAUUAAAGGCAAUUUCAACAGAUGAUGUUUCGUCAUUCAUGGAAAUUGCUUUUUUAUACCAGCUGUUGUCAGAAGGCCAUUUAAGCUUUGUUCUGUUUUUAUCUUGCAUCCUUAUAUUAGUGGUAAAUUAUGUCAAUUUUGAGGUAGUUUGACUUGAGAAAUAUUUAAUGAGUUGUAUGACUGGUGCAAGCUGUUUGUUGAAUUUCAAUUGAACAUACAUAAAUUAUUGGCUAGGAUGAAUGAAAUAGUUCUGCUAAUUGGGCCCUUGAGUUGUACAUCUGUAAUUUUGCAUCUACCGUGUGUGACUGAACAUCAUCUUAGCAUAUUAUAUGUUUCCACGGUGCAGUUAUUGAUGUAGAAAGGACCCAUGGACCAUCAAUUAUGCGAAACAGCAGGUUAUAUUCAUGGCACUCUGCAAAUACAUUUGUAAUGCAAUAUACCAUAUUAAAAGGAAAAGGCAAAUUCUAUUUAAAUAAUAAUUACGGUCAGUCAUUUGUUAAAGGAAAAUACUUUCAAAAUAGUGUUCUAUAAAGCACUGUCUUUAUGUUCCAAACCUGCUUCAAUCCACAUGACGCUGGAAAUGUUUGGGCCAAUGAUUUUACACCCUGUAGAUUAAAAGAAAAUGAGCAAGGAAUAUGCAAAAGCAUUGUCUGAGAAAAAAGGGAGAGGCAAUGUAAUGUAUUUUCCUAGAGGUCAGAGCUCUGUGAAAUCAGUCGACGUGACAAGGUGCCAUUACCAGUAAAUAUAUUUGGAAGAUUGCAUAAAGAAUUGAGAAAUUGCUAGUUUUCUGUUUCCACCAAAAAGAGGGUUUGCAAAUCCAAAAAAUAUCCUCAGAGAAUACUGUGAAAAUGAAUUAUUUUGAUAUGGAAUUCAUUUAUAGUGAAAUGCUACUCAGGCUGCACCAUCAGAUGUAGUCAUGCUGAGCUUGCCAUUGUCUGCUUGGGUAGCUGCUGAAUAGGGCAAUAGAAAAAAGAAUGAUUGCAUAAUAUUUCAUUGUCAAAUUAAAAGUUCCAGUGUAUCCAUGACUACAAAAGCAGGUCUCCUGUCAGCUCACAUGCAUUGAGCUGAUAAUAAACAAAUGACUUAUGGCCAUUCAGUGUAUGAAUUAUGUGACUGAUUCUUAUUUACUCCACAGGCUCAGAGUCUACACUAAAGCUGUUCAGAGCAUUAUAUUAAUGUUGCCAAAGGCAUCUCAUCUGAGCUUCUUUCAUAUAAAAAGGUUUAUUCAUUAUAUUAUUCUCUCAUCAUUUACUUGCCCUUACAAAACCAUUUGGAUUUAUUUUUGAAGGAGAGCUUUCAAGAUUCAAGUAAAGGCACCAUAAAUGUAAACUAAAAAUAAAAUAAAACACAUCUGUUCUCCACACAAAGCUAAUUAUUGUCUUCAGAGGAAAUAAAAUUAAUGAAAUUAUAGUCCCUUUUGAAGCUCCAGUCACUCUUCUAUGUAGUUCAAUAAAAAAGGAAGAAGAAGAAAAUCAUCCAUUCAUACAUUUUCCAAACUGUUGCUGCUGUGGGGAAAAUGUACCCAUAAAUGUACCACGGGAAAAAGAAACUUGUAUGAGUUUGAAAUUGAUUCUUUCAUGUUAAUGCAAAGACUUUCAUACAUUUUGUUUUGGUGUAAUUAAGUGUCUCUACUUAUUUUGAUCAUUCUAAGUGGAACUACAGAACACCAGUGAUUUUCUGUAAUCAUAAUUUAUAAUAUAUGUACAGGUGAUAAGAGCUGUCAGGUAGUUAUUGCAUGUGAAGCCACCAGCAAAUCGUUUUAGACCAUAACCCACCAGUGAAUGUUCUAAUGCCAGAUGAAGUGGCAAGUCUGCAUUACAAACAACAGGGUUUCAUGAAUGUAUUUCAAGUUUUACAUUUAUUUCCGAUGUAACCAUGUGUACAGCUCUGAGACUCCAUUCACAGCCAGAGCUGUCAUUAAGCUUGUAUCAACAGAUGGUCGUGGCUCUGCUUGUGUGUUUUUGAUAAGAAAUGUUUGCAUAUGCUUGCAACUGUUUGACGUGUCUACAAACUGCUCUGAUGUGCUUUCCUUGUAAUGGUGCUCAUUAUUCAAUCAUUAUUUGAUUCUGUGCUGCUUGUGUUUUCCAUUCACCGUGAUGGACUAUCUUUUAUGCCAUUAUCAUAAUUAAAUGGAAAUGGAAACUAA
Carassius gibelio (silver crucian carp) is the source of this 4801-nucleotide messenger RNA. It is a transcript of the gene ptger3, whose product is annotated as prostaglandin E receptor 3 (subtype EP3). Gene Ontology annotation, biological process: phospholipase C-activating G protein-coupled receptor signaling pathway; negative regulation of gastric acid secretion; adenylate cyclase-activating G protein-coupled receptor signaling pathway. Bases 563 to 1774 code for a protein of 403 amino acids. The record is from RefSeq and is a predicted model, not a curated record. Gene Ontology annotation, molecular function: prostaglandin E receptor activity. Gene Ontology annotation, cellular component: plasma membrane. Lineage: Eukaryota; Metazoa; Chordata; Actinopteri; Cypriniformes; Cyprinidae. The transcript is spliced from 2 exons.